Molecule: messenger RNA, 954 nt
Organism: Selaginella moellendorffii
Lineage: Eukaryota; Viridiplantae; Streptophyta; Lycopodiopsida; Selaginellales; Selaginellaceae
Product: dual specificity protein phosphatase 22-B-like
Exons: 4
Coding region: 41-781 (246 amino acids)
Biological process (GO): protein dephosphorylation
Molecular function (GO): protein tyrosine/serine/threonine phosphatase activity
Source: RefSeq, a predicted model, not a curated record
CAGAGUUUAGGGUUUGCGCUUGAUCGCUGCGGUUGGGGGAAUGAAGAAGGUGCGUCCGGAUCUCUACAUUGGCACCCUCCAAGACGCCCUCGCUUUCUUGUCUGGUGCGAAAUGGGGAGUUACCCAUAUCUUGUCCGUGGCCCCGCUCUGCUUCGCCGACGGCAUGUAUGUGUCUCAAUUUUGCAGCUCAGCACUUUCGGCUCAACAGAAGCAGGCGCUGGGGCGAGUUGCAUGCGAGCUGUCUGCCAAGUGUCCAUGCGCUGACCCAGAUUUGAAGCCAAUCCAGAAGAUCAUUCCCUUGGAGGACAGCAGGGAUCAGAACUUGCUGGAUUAUUUGGAGGACUGCAUAACUUUCAUCGAAGAGGGCGUGCAGAAGGGUAUAGUGCUGGUCCAUUGCAUUGGUGGCUUCUCUCGCAGUGCGGCUGUGGUCACCGCAUACCUUAUGUGGAAGGAGAAGCUGUCAGUUGAGGAUGCAUUGGGGACCUUGAAACAAGCUAGCGAGACAGCCAGCCCAAAUGAUGGAUUCAUGCGCCAGCUACAGGCUUUUCAACUCUCCACCACUGGUCAAACGGAAACUGGCCGGAAAGAGGCUAUCAAGUGCGGGAAAAAGAUCAAGCAGCGGACUGUGGUGAAACCAAAACAACCUGUUGAGCCUGCCACUACAAUGUACCGCUGCAAACUGUGCUCCAGGAUGGUAUCCUUCCAGGAGACUGUGUCGACUUCUUUCUUCCAAGUGAACUGUAACCUUUGUUCUCAACUAGCCACUAGUUUGAAGCCAUAAGCUGCUCCAUUUUCUUUUGGUGGAGUGAUAGAGAAAGAGAUAGUGAAAGUUAGCUCGUCGAAUUCACGUACCAUCCUCUCCUCUUGGAGCAGAUCCCGAGCAUCCUUUGCAGCUGAAAUCUGCAAGCUUCAGAUUUACUAAAUGUGAAUUAGGCAACAAAAACCUAUCUCUAA